Molecule: messenger RNA, 1976 nt
Organism: Populus euphratica (Euphrates poplar)
Lineage: Eukaryota; Viridiplantae; Streptophyta; Magnoliopsida; Malpighiales; Salicaceae
Product: probable receptor-like protein kinase At5g15080
Exons: 6
Coding region: 293-1726 (477 amino acids)
Biological process (GO): protein phosphorylation
Molecular function (GO): protein kinase activity; ATP binding
Source: RefSeq, a predicted model, not a curated record
AUUAAAAAUAUGAAAAAUAGAAGACCAAACUAUGUUGUUGUCUGUGUCAAUGGUUUCCACAGUUUGAUUAUUUUUAAAAAUCUUUAAAAAGGGGCCAUCAGUUUUUAUCUACCUGACGUGAUCUAGUCUUUCCUUUUCUUUUCUCCUUUUCAAUUGGGUUUGUGGGUAUUGAAGAGAAAUUGCUAAAUUGGAAACCUUUCAUUUUUGGAUGUGGCAAGUGGUGGGAUUUGGGGUGUUAGUUUGAUGAAAAGUGGGUUUUGGAAUUUAGGGUUUUUGAAGAGGAAAGGAGAGGAUGGGUUUAGGCAGUGAAGAAGGUAAAGUGAAGUCUUCUUGGGAUGUGUGCAAAUCAAAGGAGAGGAAGAAGAAAGAUGGUACAAAGGCGGGGUGUUGGGUCAAGUUAAGGCUUGUUGGGAGCUGCAUUUCGUCAAGAUCCAAAGUGGAUAGCUCUGUUAGUGGGACUAGUACCCAUUUUGAAAGUAAAUCCAUAAAUGAUGCAAGCACAGACCAACCAGCUGCUCCUGUUGUCUCAUCCUCAACCACAAGUAACACAGAAAGUAAUUCAUCCCUUUCCAAACUUGAAGAGGAGCUUAAAGUUGCUUCUCGACUGCGGAAGUUCACAUUUAAUGAUCUCAAGCUGGCAACUCGAAAUUUUAGACCUGAGAGUCUUCUUGGUGAAGGUGGCUUUGGUUGUGUUUUCAAGGGAUGGAUUGAAGAAAAUGGAACUGCUCCGGUGAAACCUGGUACCGGCCUUACCGUUGCUGUUAAAACCCUUAAUCAUGAUGGGCUCCAGGGUCAUAAAGAAUGGCUGGCUGAAGUCAAUUUCCUUGGUGAUCUUGUUCAUCCUAACCUGGUUAAACUGAUUGGUUACUGCAUUGAAGAUGAUCAAAGGCUACUAGUUUAUGAGUUCAUGCCUCGAGGAAGCUUGGAGAACCACCUGUUUCGACGGUCCCUCCCUCUUCCAUGGUCUAUAAGAAUGAAAAUCGCUCUUGGUGCUGCCAAAGGUCUUGCCUUUCUUCAUGAAGAAGCUGAAAGGCCAGUGAUUUAUCGUGAUUUCAAAACCUCCAAUAUAUUAUUAGAUGCGGAUUACAAUGCCAAGCUUUCUGAUUUUGGACUUGCCAAAGAUGGUCCUGAGGGAGAUAAGACCCAUGUAUCAACCCGAGUGAUGGGAACUUAUGGUUAUGCAGCCCCAGAGUAUGUAAUGACCGGACAUCUUACGUCAAGGAGCGACGUCUACAGUUUUGGUGUGGUCUUGCUUGAAAUGAUAACCGGCAGGAGAUCCAUGGAUAAGAACCGUCCUAAUGGAGAGCAUAAUCUUGUUGAGUGGGCGAGGCCAUAUCUAGGGGAGAGAAGAAGAUUCUACCGGCUGAUAGACCCUCGACUUGAAGGUCACUUUUCAAUAAAAGGUGCCCAGAAAGCUGCACAGCUGGCUGCUUAUUGCCUUAGCAGGGAUCCUAAAACCAGGCCUCUAAUGAGUGAAGUGGUCGACACAUUGAAGCCUCUGCCCAACCUCAAGGACAUGGCGAGCUCAUCAUAUUAUUUCCAGACCAUGCAAGCUGACCGGGUUGGGUCUAGCCCAAAUGCCAAAAAUGGUGUCCGCGCACAGGCUGGAUUGUUAUCUCGGAAUGGGCACCAACAAAGGAGUUUUUCAAUACCACAUGGUCCCCAUGCUUCUCCUUUCCACCAUCAAUAUCCCCACCAAUCUCCAAGACCCUGUGGUAAACCAUAGCGCACAGGAUCAGCGAAGUAUCUGCUUCUUUUAGCUGCCUCUUGUCAUUCAAUUUCUUUUUUCACCCCUUUCUUACUAAGAUGUAUUUUCUGGGGAAGCAUUUGUUCUUGUACAACUGAGAAGGCAACUGAGAAGGUAAAGGGGGGACAUGACCCUAUAUGUUGUAUUUAGAAUCUUAGUCGAUUGCCCUCUACAGUCCAGAAAAUGUUAAGGAAUAUUAAGUCCUGUCUGAUUGAAUCGUUUUUCAUAA